Molecule: messenger RNA, 669 nt
Organism: Komagataella phaffii GS115
Lineage: Eukaryota; Fungi; Ascomycota; Pichiomycetes; Pichiales; Pichiaceae
Exons: 1
Coding region: 1-669 (222 amino acids)
Source: RefSeq, a predicted model, not a curated record
AUGUUAAAAAAAAUCUUCCUAUUAAAAUCAGCCUAUCAUAUUUCUUACUUAUCGCCAACAAUUGGAGUGUCUUCGCAUAGUAUCAUGGGAAAGUUGAGUACUCUCUAUUGCCGUUUGACCCACCAUCGAUCUGCUGUGUGUGAUUCGGAAAAGCAUUUGGAAUACAUGCGUAACCCAAUUUCAUAUAGAUCAGAAUCUUAUAAGGCGGUAAACAAUUCUAACAAGGUAAUAAACAGUGAGCAAGAAAUUGAUUAUUUUGAGAAGUUAGUAGAGAACAGCAUAUUAAGGCAAUGUUUGGGUGAGGUCGGGGUCGUAGACAACCAACGAGAGUCUAGUAGUAGCACCGUUGAAGAAGACCUCGAGAAUAUGCUGCAACUAAUGAUAUUAAGGGACCUGGACUCGGUGGGGCAAGCUGUUCAGCAACGAAGAGGACUUGAGGAAUCUGCCUUUAGCGAUGAAAAGAUCCCUAAAGACAGGUUGAGUACAAUAGACGAAGAAGAAUCUUGUCAAAUAGUUCAAGACUCUGGAAAACUACUGGAUUCGCAUCACAAUAUGCAUAGUCCAGCCAACCUGUCGCACAAACAAAAUGAGUUAAUCGAUAUUAUUACCCAAACAAGUCGACUAAUUUAUGAUCUACAAGAGUUUCGGGAUAAUACAAUGACGGCUUAA